GAAAGUAUUGAUCUUACAUAAGAGUCAUUUUACAGUGUGUCUCCUGGGUAACAUAGGUACACCUGGUCAUUUUUUCAGAAUAUUUUGAGACCUAAGCGCGUGGGUCCUGGUUGAAUUGACGUGGAAUGACCCAAAAGGUCCUUUUACAUGUUAACAGAUAAAAACAGAUUUUAUCUGACACAUUUUUAUCUAGGCUAAAAGUAUAUCAGUAUAAAACAAAUGUCAAUCACAUUGGCUAGAUGUGUCGCCACGCCUUGCCAGAUUGCAUGCAGGUUAAACCAAUUAUAUCUCUCAGACCUCUUAAGAUGUCAUCUACAUAAAGCAUCAAGCUUUUUCCCAUUGGUCUUUUAUUAAACCAAAGCACAUUUACCUCAUCUGAUAUAUACCUCCUCACCUCUGCAAAUGUGACAGGACAUUUUCAGUUAGCCCACUUAAAAUCAAUUUCAGCGCCAAAUGUGAGCCAUCUGAUGUCUUUGGAUGGAAGUCAAUCACAUUGAAGAUAUAAUUCAGUUUUAUUAAUUUUCCUUAACAUCAGGGAGCCCUGGCGACCUCCCCAAUCACUAUUUGUUGACAAUGAUGAAGUAGACUCUUUCGCUUCUGCAGCAGUUUUGGUUUUCAGACCUCGCCAGAAUGGUCCACUUCCAGUGCUAAAUAUUUUCUGGAAACCACAGGGAUGAUUGAAAGUGCCUGUUGAUGAAUGCUGUUUUUAAAUAUAUGAUUUGCUCCUGAGCACUGCAGAAUACCGUAUUGCAAUAAUAUGAGACUGGUCCACAUGGUAGCCAGUGUGAUCACGGUCCAUAGGUCUACAUCCUGUCAGAGCUACACUUUACUGAGAUGGGCAUACCUCAUACCCUGUGGAAAUGUGUCAACACUAGUGCCAGCCUGCAGUCCAAAAGACCUCUUUCGAAAGAUCUGUUUUCUUUUCUUCUGUUAAGACAGAUUUCCCACCAACAGCUGGUUUUCUUUCACUGUCAAGACCAAUAAAAUCCUUUCCAAAAAUAGGUUAGAAAAACAAUUACUCACAAAGCAAGGGCCUGUGCGUCACCCUCUCCUUUAUUAGUACUUACCAAAAAAUGCUGCCAAAAGCAGGGCAUGGUUUGUGUCAUCAAAUGCCAAUUAAAUCGUUGCAGGAGCUAGAUGAAGCUGUCACUGCUCUAUAUCUUUAAUAAAAACACAAAGCCUCUUUAAGUAGACUGAGGCCUCAUCCAAAAAAGGAAAUGGCCAUCAUCGAGCUACUGUAACAUUCACUUCUGUAUAUACAACUGUAGAGGGUCAACAGGUCUACUGUGAGGUGAAUUAGUAUUUUUAGGCUUGAGCCCAGAGUCCUAAUGUCCUAAACAAGCUUGUAUGUAACAUAACUCAGAGAGGGAGGAAAAGUAAGGUCAGACCAAUAAAUCCAGUCCUCCUGAAACACUAUUCUGUUUCAUAAAGUAUGGUGUCCAUACUAACAUUGAGCAGUUUCCUCAGAUAAGUGGAAUUUGUUGAAUCAUGGUAACAUGUUGACAAUUUAAUGACUAUGAAUACUUACUCAAAUACUGCACAUUGAAUCAUUCUGCAUUUCUAGACACACUAAUCAAUGUAUUUCUUUGAGUAUAAUGAUAUGUGCCAUACUAUAAGGGAUCUUAUAAUGACUACCGUAAUUUGGAAGCACAGCUUGUAUGCAUCAUUAUUCUGAUUCCAGGAGAGAAUCAAGUAAGCAGACUGCAUCUGAACCAGUGCCAAUGGGGCCCAGCAUCCAGGGUUUCCUCUGCGUCCUCCUUGUGUCUUUUUGGAGUCAGGCGGACGGCCUCUCCAGGGGACCACUCCUGGCCCGCAGGCGGAGGGCGCCGGCCGACGGGGCCGAGGGUGCCCCGAAAAAGUGCUCCUACACCUUCCUGGUCCCCGAGCAGAAGAUCACCGGCCCCAUCUGCGCCACCAAGGGGCCCGCGUUGCCGGACAAGGACCGCGUGACGCGCAUGGACGUGGCGGACGUGCGUGAUCUCCUGUCCAAGCAGCAGCGGGAGAUGGACGCACUGCGGCUAUCCGUGGACGUGGACGGCAACCUGGUGAACGAGAUGAAGCUGCUGCGCAAGGAGAGCCGCAACAUGAACUCGCGCGUCACGCAGCUCUACAUGCAGCUGCUGCACGAGAUCAUCCGCAAGCGGGACAACUCGCUGGAGCUGGCACUGCUGGAGGGCCGCGUGCUCAACGCCACCGCCGAGUCGCUGCGGCUGGCCUCGCGCUACCGCGAGCUGGAGGCCCGCUUCUCCGCCCUGGCCGGCGUGGUCAACAACCAGUCGGUGCUAAUCGGCGCGCUGGAGGAGCGCUGCAUGCAGGUCUACGGCAGCCGGCGGCCAGAGGCCGGCGGGCCACCGCUCGUGCAGGUGGUGCCAGAGAACAUUCCGGUGCACGUGCCCCGCUACUUCAACGAGAUCCAGAGAGACCACGGACGGGCCUUUCCCCGAGACAGGGGCUCCCGGGCCGGUCCUGCCCCCACUGGAAGCACUGCGGACAUCCUGAAACCGCCUGAGGGCAAUUUCAGCUCAGAGGGGCCGUUUCGGGACUGCUUCCAGGCGAUGCAAGCUGGCCACAGCACCAGCGGGAUGUUCGUUCUGAAGCCAGACGGCAGCGAGCAGGCUGUGCAGGCCUGGUGUGAGCACGACGUGGACAACGGCGGCUGGACGGUCAUCCAGAGGAGGAAGGACGGCUCGGUCAACUUCUUCAGGAACUGGGACAGCUACAAGAAAGGCUUUGGCAACAUAGACAGUGAAUACUGGCUUGGUCUGGAGCACAUCUACAACCUGGGCAAGCAGGGAGACUACCGUCUGCUGGUGGAGAUGGAGGACUGGACGGAGAAGAAGGUCUACGCCGAGUACAGCAGCUUCCACCUGGAGCCAGAGAGCGAGUCGUACCGCCUGCGCCUGGGCACCUACCAGGGCAACGCUGGGGACUCUCUGACCAGUCACAACGGCAAGCAGUUCACCACCCUGGACAGAGACAAGGAUGCCUUCUCAGGUAACUGUGCCCACUUCCAUAAGGGAGGGUGGUGGUACAACGCCUGUGGGCAAGCCAAUCUGAACGGGGUGUGGUACAACGGUGGAGUCUACCGCAGCAAGUUCCAGGAUGGCAUCUUCUGGGCUGACUACGGAGGUGGCUUCUACUCCAUGAAGGCUGUGCGCAUGUUGAUCCGACCCAUUGACUAAGGCCCGACACGCUGGUGGGGUUGCUCAGCACCCCGACCCUUUCGUAACCUCCGGGACCGUGCUGCCAAUAGUUUCCAUCCUUGAUGGUCCAUUCACUUUUGUUUACAGCUUCCUGAGACAGGACAUUGUGUUCCUCAUUCUCACUGUGUAUAUGUAUGUAUAUUGUGGUUGCCACAGGUUUGAGAGGUAUGAGGAUUAAAUGGAGUACAGCAGACGAUGAUCACUAACUCCCUCCCUUUCCCAAACACGCUAACUUUCAGACAUCAGCAAAAUCUGAGCAGCGGUCUAGAAACCGGUUAAGUCGGUGCCAGCAGUGGUUUCUGGCAGGAAUCACGCUUUUUUCCACCAUUCCUUCUGGGCCUGACAAACCAGAGUCCUGCAGGUGCUGCAGUCCUCAUGUCUCCUGAGAAACUGGGGCAUGGCACAGGCGCCACCUUGGCCACUCUCAUUCAGUGCCACCAUGCCACUGCCAUCACCAGCACGUAGAAGUAGAUGAGUGAAUGCUGUCAAGUGUAUGAAUUUAAGAAACAAAAGACAAACUCAUGUGGAUGAAUGGAUGAAUGAAUGAUUGAAACGAUUUUACAGUGCCAUACCAAAUGCACUCAUAUUAUUGUUCUGUUAUUAUGUGCUUUAUUUAAAAGCCCUUGCCAUGUUAUAUCUUAAGGAUUUAAACUCUGGUUAUGUUUUCCAGAUGUGAAUAGUUAUUUGCACCUAGAAAAAAAUAUGAUUGCCAUUAAUAAUUCAUGUCAGUUCAGAGAAAAACAACUUCUGGAAAAGUUGUGUAUUACACUGCGGUUAGCAGCAGGAAAUAUAUUUAAACAAUUAGUGCAAAUCAUGUUUGAUGCAGCCAACUUGUGUAUAGCGGAUGUUAUUGAAAUCUCACAGCUAAUUAGUUUUCAAUGUGAGCUACUGAGAAACACAAGAAGGCACACAAAUAAGUAAAGGACUUACUCUUUGCUCCAGCAGUUUGAGAAUGUAAAACGUCAGCUAGCACGAAGCAGUAGAACAGACAACGAGAACCACAUUGCUGAAACCCAGACAAGAGGGAGAAGUGGUUAAGAAGAGAGGAGAGGAGAGGCGAGGGGGUGCUGGUGGUUCUGAGGAGGAAUUGGAGAUGGAAACUCUCCAAAUUUCCAUGAAUAUGUUUUUUUCAAUCUUCCUUUUAAACACAGAAAUUUACAUUCUUUCCAUUCGUAUGGGCUCAGCAUUUUUUGGUGUUUUUGUUCAGUGUAUUUCAUUCAAAAGACUCAGAAAUCCUCAGGCUCUGUAAUCACCAGAGGAACAUCAACAUGGCUCUUGUUUGAUGGCAGGAAACUGUACACUGUGUGUUCUGCCCGAAGGCAUACAGUCUGUCGAAGAGCUUUCAAUAAACAAUAUUAAGACAUACCUGGGAUUCUAAUUAUAUGUUUACUGACUCUUGACUGGGCACCCAGUCAUGUGAUUUCCUGAA
Alosa sapidissima (American shad) is the source of this 4632-nucleotide messenger RNA. RefSeq names its product angiopoietin-like 1b (gene angptl1b). The record is from RefSeq and is a predicted model, not a curated record. The transcript has 4 exons. The coding region runs from base 1659 to 3182 and encodes 507 amino acids. Lineage: Eukaryota; Metazoa; Chordata; Actinopteri; Clupeiformes; Clupeidae. Gene Ontology annotation, biological process: cell surface receptor protein tyrosine kinase signaling pathway.